AGUAAACCUUAAAUCCGGUUAAAUGUUGGACAACUAGUGCGCAGCAGAAAUUUUUAACGGUAAUAUACGGAGUCAGAUGCGAUCUGUUUGCUCGCGAUUUUUCAGUUUCUUUCUGGUUAUGUUAACGCCUUUUAAAAGCUUCACAAAAACCGUUAUAAUCAGACAAAUUAUACCACACUCUUUAAUCGCAUACAAAGCCAUAUCAGUCACGCAGCGAAAGAUUUUGUUUGGCCACCCCAAGCUGGCCUCAAUAACGACUCGGAUAAUUGUUGCCAACUGUGGCUUGUCGGCAAACUUCUCCACUUUUUAGAACAAUGAAUUUGUUGAAACGGAUUUGCGUUGGCUUCAUUGUGGUUUCGAUGGAGUGUCGUUAGUUUUAGCUAACUAAAAAACUUGACUUGUUCGCAAGUGAGGUAAAUGAUUUAUCCAUAACGUGUAGCUUAACGCUAGCCAGCUAGCAGAGCUUAGCUAAAGACACAGCAGCUAGCAGCAUGGGCGAUGUAACUCCCAGGUUCGGCAACAUGAAGGCUUUGAUAGGAUUAGUUGCCGGAGCUGGAGCCUCUUAUGGCAUAUACAAACUUAUUAGUUUCAAGAGGAACAAGAAAAAUGCCACAGGUGAGAAUCUUGGGGUUAAAGGCAGUCAGCAAAGUGAAGUGAAGAUACAACCGGGGAGUCUGCUGGCCAGAGUGUCCGGACUGGAUGUUAUCUGUCCCCGACCAGCAGAUACGGCAUCAGGGGACAUCAUCCACCAGUCCCCUGACAACCUGGAGCCACAGCACUUGAAAAUGCUCCUGUCCUGUUUGCAGACCAGCAAUAAUCCCUCAGACAGGUGUCGGAUUCUUCUUACAUUAGGAAACAGUGCUGCCUUCACUGUGAAUCAGAAUCUAAUACGGGAAUUUGAAGGGAUUCAUAUCAUAGCUGGAUUCCUUUCUGAUCCUGCACCUGAGGUUAGGGUGCAGACUCUGAAUGCUUUAAAUAACCUCUGUAUGAACAUCCAGAACCAGGAACAAAUAAAGGUUUAUGUUCCACAAGUGCUGGAACUCAUUGAGAUGUCACCAGUGAACUCGGACCUUCAGCUCGGUGCUCUGCGGCUGCUCACAAACCUUUCAGUAACAGACAAACAUCAACACUUGCUGAAGGAAUCCGUUACUCUUUUACUGUCCCUGCUGGUCGUGAGCAAUGAAGCCUUACAGGUUCAGACUCUGAAAGUCCUCGUGAAUUUGUCAUCGAACCCAGAUAUGAUGGAUGACAUUGUUCAAGCUCAGGCGCCAGCUUCUGUGGUGCUGCUAUUUGAUGAACGAACAGCCCCUGCGGUGCUUCUCCGUCUGCUGACCUUUGCAGGGAACCUGAAGGCCUGGAGGCCAUCAGCCCAAGUGGCUGAUGAACUGAGGCGCAAACAAGAUUGCCUCUUCCGGGUCAUGCUAGAUGAAUCCUCCCAGCUCCACGGCAGAUUGGUUCAGCUGCUUUCACACCCGGAUGGAGAGAUCCAGGCCCAGGUGGCCCGUAUCUUGACGUAGACCUCCUUCCCUGCAUCCCAUUAUGCUUCCAAAACCACCAACCUUUCACAUUUCCCCUCCUAACUUGUAUGUAAGUUGCCAUUAAUCUUAGGCUAUGUGUAGCCUAAAGCUUGUCCCCCAACUUGCGUAGCAGCCGAAAACUCCUUUUAUCCCUAAACCUCAAACUUCCACGCCAUUCAAGUGAUUGCGCUCUGCGUCGACCCGACGUAUAGUUACAUUUCUCGAGAGGUACACAUCAGGUUAUGUAGAAGUUUGCGCCGUAGGAUUAAAAUGGGGCUCCAGUUAUGACGUAGAUCGGACGCAGAAGUAUAAUUCACAUGUAAGUGUGGAUGCACUGCUUACACUCCUUCCAUAUCGGCAGCGUUCCUUGCAUCUGUAUUUUCAAACACAGCUACAUAAUUUGUUCUACUUCACUGGCCACUCUUCCCUCAUUUCUAGCGUCUAACACCGCAAUUAACUGAUGGGCAAUAAGGGAGCAGGAAGCAGGAGGAACCCUUUCAUUCAGUGGAGUGCAAACAGGCCACCUCUUCCUGUUUUUCCUGCUGCCAGAGACUGUUUUCCUUCUAAAAUAUCCACAGUGCCCUUUUUUUCUUCUGAGAACUUCCCCUAAGAAUAGAAAAAACAAACAAAAAUAAUCUCUGAAGCUACUUUCCAGGUGAAAAUUCUUAAUCCAACUCCACUGCCAAAAGUUUUCUAGAGAAUGUUUUAGUAUGACCUGCAGCAUGAACCUGUGCACUGCACCCCCACCUCCCCGCCGUGGUUCAGAGAGACUUUUAGCUGUGUUUUUAGUUUAAGAAGCAGGGUGUUGUGAUUCUUAGACAAGCCAAAGUGAAUUUAACCUACGGGAUUAUCACUGAAACUUAGAGGGGUUCAGUGUAUCAAGAAGACUUUCAAGUCGAGACACUGACCCACCAGUAUUAAGAAGUGCUAGCUGAGUUAUGUGAAGCAUCUAAGAAUGACACCUCUUGGGGAAAACUUUAUCUUUAAUGAUGUGCUGACCACAGCUGCCUGAAAGGGUUUGAUCCAGGCUGUGUUGGUGUCACUGAAUGUCUCUCUCACUCUGUGAACUGGACUCCAAAUACCUGCAAAUCCCCCUUAGGGAGGAGCUGGAGGAAGUUAGAAGAGGAAAAGGAUGUUUGGACUGCUUCGAUUGUUCCACAGCCGCUGCAAGUAUCACAAAUAGCUGUCAGACUGACAAAGCAGUGUCACGUUGAUCAUCUGAAAGCUGUUUCUCAUUUACACAAAAAAAAAAUCAUGGUAUUGAAUGUUAAAUGCAAGCCUUGUUAUGUUAAGCUAUGCACUGAGAAGACUGAUUCACCUGAGAGGUUGAGCGUGCAUGAAAAAUGUAACUGUGAUCCCAGAAGAUGACGAUAAAUGCGAGAUUUUUACUGCAUGGGUCAGUCCAGGUGUGUUGAAAUGCUGCACUUUUUCUGUUUUGUUUUUUUUUUCUUCUUUUUUUAAAUGUUUAGACACUGAUUUUAUUGAACCCAAAACUAAAUAUAUCUCAGGUGAAUAGGGUUUACCAGACAUGUGGAGUAGGUUGAUUUACUUGUGACCUGGAUUAUUAUUAUCAUUAUCAUUAUUAUUAUUAUUAUUAUUUAUUUAAGCGUUUUGCUUAUAAAAUGGAACAUAUGUUUGUCUGUUUGAAUGGUUCAAUAAAUACCCAACAUGGUAAAUAC
This is a messenger RNA of Oreochromis niloticus (Nile tilapia), 3196 nucleotides long. RefSeq names its product armadillo repeat containing 10 (gene armc10). Gene Ontology annotation, cellular component: mitochondrion. The record is from RefSeq and is a predicted model, not a curated record. NCBI's taxonomy places the organism in Eukaryota, Metazoa, Chordata, Actinopteri, Cichliformes, Cichlidae. The transcript has 6 exons. The coding region runs from base 492 to 1517 and encodes 341 amino acids.